UUCACGCGCCACAACGGCACUGGCGGCAAAUCCAUCUAUGGGGAGAAGUUCCCCGAUGAGAACUUCAUCCUGAAGCACACGGGCCCUGGCAUCCUGUCCAUGGCCAACGCUGGCCCCAACACGAACGGCUCCCAGUUCUUCAUCUGCACUGCCAAGACUGAAUGGUUGGAUGGCAAGCACGUCGUCUUCGGCCGCGUCAAGGAGGGGAUGAACGUGGUGGAGGCCAUGGAGCGCUGUGGCUCCAAAGAUGGCAAGACGAGCAAGAAGAUCACCAUUACCGACUGCGGGCAGCUCUCGUAAACUCUCCUCUUAACGACUGACCAUUCCUCUGGCAGCCCGGGCGCCGCGCCCCGCUGCAGCUCACCCCGUCCCACCCCGCUCCAGACCUACUGCUGCGUUUCUACUGGGCCUUGGCCCCAUGUGCACGGUCCAGCUGGGCCGCAGAGUUACCUUUAUGAGUCUAAAUAAAACGAGUUAAACCA
This is a messenger RNA of Opisthocomus hoazin, 482 nucleotides long. Lineage: Eukaryota; Metazoa; Chordata; Aves; Opisthocomiformes; Opisthocomidae. The record is from RefSeq and is a predicted model, not a curated record.